AUGCCCAGGGUCCUCUCGGAAUCGGCAGGGGCAUCCACCGCUGGUGGAGUGCGCCGCAUGCGUUGGACAAAAAAUAUGAACGCAAACGCAUUACGGGCGUACUAUAGGGUGAAAGGGAAAGAAAUUCCAGGGAUAGCGUUUCGGGCUCGGAUGCAUUGCUCUUUUGCUGAGCUGGAGCCAUCUAUUCCCGUCACGGAACAAAACCUGGCAGACCAAGCUCGAUACAUUAUGCGCUCAAAAAUAUUUUAUGGUGCUGAACUCGAACGACUACGGCGUGAGGCUACUCCCACAUCGAAUGAAUUGGCUUUGGCUGGGGAUGCCGCUCCUCAGGCCAUAAACCAGCAUCCAGACGUGGAAGUCACCAUGGAUCUUCCAGUUGUGGUUGAUUCACACGAUGAUGAAAUAGUGUCCCAGGAACUAGAGCAAAUGAGGAGCAUAUUGGAAGAUGCGAUUUCGAAAACGCGCAGCAAGCCUCUCAAAAAUCGACCGUCUUGUUUAGCUACAACUACCGACGAAAACUUUGGCAAAACUGAAAAUGCUCCUGAAGAAUGUUUUGGUGAGGUAAAUCAAAUAAAAAAAUCACUACCCUUAUGUAGUGAAUCAAUUAGCUCUAUCAGAGAAGUUGAAGGUGAUUCUAUGGAUUUGGAGGUAAAUGCACAAGAUGAAUUGAGCACUCAAAAACUACGUUCUCCACCGAUUGACAUGUUGACUCACAAGCAUGUUGUAAGGUCUGUUGAAGAACUUGAAGAUUAUUCAGCUCCUUGUGAAGUAGACACGGCCGAAUCUUCUGAGAAAACAUAUCGACUUGAAGGUCGAAGAAUUCUCAAUUUAAAAACAUUUUAUUUAAAAUUACAAGAGGUAUCUUCGCAUAGACCUUUCAAUUGUGGUCUCGGUAGCGCGGAAAUUGUUUCUGAAAAACAAACCGGUUAUCAACUUUUACGCUUCAAUGCAAAUUAUGCAACAUGA
This is a messenger RNA of Parnassius apollo (apollo), 966 nucleotides long. NCBI's taxonomy places the organism in Eukaryota, Metazoa, Arthropoda, Insecta, Lepidoptera, Papilionidae. The record is from the annotation of a GenBank genome assembly.